Messenger RNA from Pseudovirgaria hyperparasitica, 723 nucleotides. RefSeq lists its product as uncharacterized. The coding region runs from base 1 to 723 and encodes 240 amino acids. The record is from RefSeq and is a predicted model, not a curated record. Lineage: Eukaryota; Fungi; Ascomycota; Dothideomycetes; Acrospermales; Acrospermaceae. The transcript has 4 exons.
AUGCCUAUUCGUAAUCCAUUCAAGAAGACAUUGGGCGAAGUUGAGGUCCGGGACGAGAACCAACCCUUCCAGCGCAGAGGGCCAGACGGUGGUUUUCAGAGCACAUAUGUCACUGGCGCAAAGCCAAUCGAGAUCAAGGAACCGACAGAAUACAAGCUUAGUGAAAUCAACGACAGCGGGGUAUUCCUACCUCCGUCGCCAACAGAGAAGAAGAGUUUCUGGGGUAGCCGAUCAAACACCUCGACCACAUCGUCAUCAAAUCAUCGAAGCUUGCUGAAUGAAAAUGAGCCGUUCAACAUCUCGAGGGAGUCUUUCGAUUCGUACAGGCGGUCUUUUGACAUCUCCGCUCGAUCUCCGAUAAGUGAAGUUGAACCGCGCUUAAGUAGAGAGUAUGGUCGCCAAAGUCUUGAUGCGCGCCGCGCCAUCGCCCGUCCCUCCCGAUCCUCCUUUGAUCACCGCAUCGACAGACCGGAAGCCAUGCCAGAGGAAGGAUUUGAAGAGGUCGGGCUGAACGAUGAGGUCAAGCCAAAGAAACGUGGCUUGUUCUCGCGCUUCGGCGAUUCGUCCGACUCAAAUCAUGCUAAUCAUUCGUCGGACAGCAGACCGUCCUCGAGCCACCAUGGAUUCCACUUGCUCCCGGGAAGAAAGCGAGGCCAAAGCGGACAAGGCUCAGAGCUUCGACCCAUGGCGAACAGCACACCGGAGAUCAAAGUCGACUCGUAA